CUCCCCCUCCCCCUCCCCCCCAAUUUCCACCGCGGCCAAUUCAUGGACAGGAACUACCCCAGCGCCGGCUUCGGGGACCCGCUCGGCGCCGGGGCGGGAUGGAGUUACGAGAGGUCAGCGAAAGCUAGCUUGGUCUAUGGCAGCUCCAGGACCUCGCACCCCGAGACGGACAUCUUACACCGACAGGCCUAUGCGGCCCCCCACCCACUGCAAAGCUAUGCCACCAACCACCACCCGGCAGGCCUCUCUGGACUCUUUGACACUGGCCUCCACCACGCCAGCUCAGCGGGGCCCGACGCCUCCGUCAUGAACCUCAUCUCAGCCCUGGAGUCCCGGGGCCCCCAGCCUGGCCCUUCUGCCUCCUCUCUUUUGUCCCAGUUUCGCAGUCCUUCCUGGCAAACAGCCAUGCACACUCCAGGCCCCACGGAGCUCUUCAUCUCGGGUGCCCUCCCGGGUUCCAGCACCUUCCCAUCCUCCUCUGCCCUGUCGGCCUACCAGCACCCGGCUUCCUUCGGCAGCCGCCCCUUCCCAGUGCCCUCAUCCCUCAGCCUCCAGGACCCCCCAUUCAGCCCUCCUGCUAAUGGGCUCCUGUCCCCUCAUGACGUGCUACACCUGAAGCCCUCGCAGGCACCCACUGUGCCCUCCUCGUUGGGCUUUGAGCGCCUGGCAGGGGGCAGUGUCCUGGGGCCUGCAGGUCUUGGACCAGCCCAGACACCCCCUUACCGCCCUGGUCCACCAGAUCCGCCCCCACCUCCUCGCCACCUCCCAACUCAGUUCAAUCUGCUGGCUUCUUCUUCUGCUGCCGCCGCCGCCGCCGCCGCUGAACAGUCUUCCCCACAGCUCUACAACUUCUCCGGUGCUGCUCCAGGCCCUCCGCCACCCGAGCGGGCCCUGCCCCGCCAGGACACUGUCAUCAAACACUACCAGCGGCCAGCCAGUGCCCAGCCACCCCCACCCCCACCACCUGCCCAUGCCCUCCAGCACUACCUGAGCUGUGGAGGCAGCUAUCCCUCCAUGGGCCACCGGGCCAACUUGGCCUGCAGCCCCCUGGGUGGUGGUGAGCCCUCCCCGGGUGCUGGCGAACCCAGCAAGGCUGGUCCUAGCGGAGCCACAGCUGGAGCAUCAGGCCGGGCCACCGGGCCAGAGGUGGCUGGGGGCGGGGGAGCUGGGGGUGGUGGUGGAGGCUACCGCCCCAUCAUUCAAUCCCCUGGUUAUAAAACAGGCAAAGGUGGUUAUGGAGCCACUGCAGGGGGUGCCACCAGACCCCCACCACCCCGAUCGACUGCCACACCCAAAUGCCAGAGCCUGGGGGGGCCAGCAGCAGCAUAUGCCACAGGGAAGGCCUCUGGAGCUGCGGGAGCUGGGGGCCAGGCCUAUUCCCCUGGUCAGCCCCAAGGGCUCCUGGGACCCCAAGCCUAUGGGCAGGGCUUUGGAGGGGGUCAGGCACAGGACUUGAGCAAAGGCCCCAGCUACUCAGGGGGCCCCCCGCAGCCUCCCAGCGGCCCACCACCUCCUGGCCUAGCCACAUGUCAGAGCUACUCCCCUGACCAACUGCAGGGGCAGCUGUAUGGGGUGCAGGGCGAGCCGUAUCCAGGGCCUGCUGCCCACUCCCAGGGACUGCCUACAGCCAGUCCCUCACUCAGCUAUAGCACUGGCCAUUCCCCAGCACUCUCGGGCCAUGGAGGUGGCUGGGGACCCAGCUCCCUGGGAGGUGGCGGGGAGGCCAGCCCCUCUCACAUCAUUCGCCCACUCCAGUCGCCACCUGCCACUGGCCGCCCGCCUGGAGUGGGAUCUCCAGGAGCCCCUGGCAAAUACCUGAGCUCAGUCUUAGCCUCUGCCCCUUUCCUGGCACCCCCGGGAGCCAGCAGCUAUGCAGCCGGAGCAGGCGGCUACAAGGGCAAAGGUGAUGGCUCUGAGCUGCUGGCAGGCCCUGGCGGCCCCCCUGCUGAGCGCACUGAGGAUGAAGAGUUCCUCAUUCAGCAUCUCCUGCAGGCGCCCAGCCCCCCGCGGACCUCAGGGGCAGAGGGCUUGGUGGGCGAGGAGGGGGCAGCAGAUGCCUCCAAGGGACUUGGGGGUAGUGGUGGGGCUGGAGGCCCACCAGGCACACCCUACGAGUUGGCCAAGGAAGAUCCCCAGAGGUACCACCUGCAGAGUGUCAUCCGUACUAGUGCCAGCCUGGAUGAGGGGGCCACUGCAGCCCUGGAGCUGGGCCUAGGAAGGCUGAAGGAGAAGAAGAAAGGGCCAGAGCGGGGCGGCGAGACCUCUGAGGGACUGGCCACCUCUGUGGUCCACUAUGGGGCAGGUGCCAAGGAGCUGGGGGCUUUCUUGCAGAAGAGUCCACCACCCCCGCCGCCCACAGCCCAGCCUGCCCAGCCCAACCCACAUGGGCUCCUCCUGGAGGCUGGAGGCCCCGACCUCCCCAUGGUGCUGCCUCCGCCCCCACCCCAGCUACUACCCUCGGUCCUUAGCCAUGCCCCCAGCCCCUCUCCUGGCACCCCCAAAGUGGGUGUCCACCUCCUUGAACCAGCCACUCGGGAUGGGGCGCCCCAGCCGCCUCCACCGCCACCCCCACCCCCACCACCCAUGCCUCUCCAGCUUGAAGCCCACCUCCGAGGCCACAGCCUGGAGCCUGCGGCACCCAGCCCACGCCUGCGGCCAGAGGACAGCUUGGAGCCUCCAGGUGCCAUGCAGGAAUUGCUUGGGGCCCUGGAGCCCCUGCCCCCGGGGCCUGGUGACACCAGUGUGGGGCCACCUAACUCAGAGGGCAAGGAUCCAGCUGGUGCCUACCGAAGCCCCAGCCCGCAGGGCACUAAGGCCCCACGCUUCGUGCCGCUGACCUCCAUCUGCUUUCCUGACUCCUUGCUUCAGGACGAGGAGCGCAGCUUCUUUCCCACCAUGGAGGAGAUGUUUGGUGGAGGGGCAGCGGACGACUAUGGCAAGACCGGGCCACCUGAAGAUGAGGGGGGUCCCAAGACAGUUGGGCCACCUCCAGGUCCCCCUGCCUAUGACCCCUAUGGGCCCUACUGCCCUAGUCGGGCCUCUGGAGCUGGCCCUGAGACACCAGGCCUGGGCCUAGACCCCAACAAACCCCCUGAGCUGCCCUCCACCGUCAAUGCCGAGCCGCUGGGCCUGAUCCAGAGCGGGCCGCACCAGUCUGCUCCACCGCCACCACCACCACCACCACCUCCCCCACCUGCCUCGGAACCCAAGGGGGGCCUCACCUCACCCAUCUUCUGCUCAACCAAGCCAAAGAAGCUGCUCAAGACAUCCUCCUUCCACCUGCUGCGGCGCCGCGACCCACCCUUCCAGACGCCCAAGAAGCUGUAUGCCCAGGAGUAUGAGUUCGAGGCUGACGAGGACAAAGCCGAUGUUCCUGCUGACAUCCGCCUCAACCCCCGGCGCCUGCCUGACCUGGUGUCCAGCUGCCGUUCCCGGCCAGCCCUUUCACCACUGGGUGACAUCGAUUUCUGCCCACCCAACCCGGGCCCAGACGGACCCCGGCGCCGAGGUCGCAAGCCCACCAAGGCCAAGCGCGAUGGCCCUCCCCGGCCGCGGGGCAGGCCUCGGAUUCGCCCACUGGAGGUGCCCACCACCACAGGGCCUGCCUCAGCCUCCACUCCUGAUGGACCCAAGAAGCCCCGGGGCAGGGGCAGGGGCCGGGGCAGGAAGGCAGAAGAGGCAGGGGGCACCCGGUUGGAGCCCCUGAAGCCACUGAAGAUCAAGCUGUCUGUGCCCAAGGCUGGCGAGGGUCUUGGAGCUUCGUCAGGUGACGCCAUAUCUGGCCCGGACCACAACAGCCUGGACUCAAGUCUGACACGGGAGAAGAUUGAAGCAAAGAUCAAGGAGGUAGAGGAGAAGCAGCCGGAGAUGAAGUCUGGCUUCAUGGCCUCUUUCCUGGACUUCCUCAAGUCAGGCAAGCGCCACCCACCACUCUACCAGGCAGGCCUGACACCGCCGCUCAGCCCACCCAAGAGCGUCCCACCCUCCGUGCCAGCCCGAGGCCUGCAGCCCCAGGCUCCCACUGCCCCGGCAGUGUCACAUCCUCCUCCUGCAGGCGCCUUUGGGCUGGGGGGUGCCCUGGAGGCUGCUGAGAGCGAGGGCCUGGGGCUGGGCUGCCCUUCGCCCUGCAAGCGGCUGGACGAGGAGCUAAAGCGCAACCUUGAGACACUGCCCUCCUUCUCCUCCGAUGAGGAAGACUCUGUGGCCAAGAACCGAGACCUGCAGGAGAGCAUCUCCUCAGCUAUCUCUGCCCUGGACGACCCACCCCUUACGGGGCCUAAAGACACUUCCACCCCAGAGGAGCCACCAUUGGCCACUGCAGCAGCAGUCACGGGGCCACCCCCUCUCCCAGGGCUCCCCAGUGCUGACAGCAGUGGCACGCCCGAGCCCCCGCUACUGGAAGAGAAGCCCCCACCCUCCCCACCUCCUGCCCCGACGCCUCAACCUCAGCCUCCGCCGCCCCCUCCGCCACCACCGCCAGCCCUGCCCUCGCCACCCCCUCUGGUGGCCCCUGUGGCCAGCUCGCCGCCUCCGCCUCCGCCUGCGCCACAGCUGCCACCGCCUCCGCCUCCGCCUGCCCUGCCCUCUCCGCCCCCGCCCCCGCCCCCGCCCGCCGCAGCCCCGCCACCUGCCCAUCCCGAAGAGCCUGCUGCCCCAUCCCCAGAGGACCCCGAGCCCCCCGACGCUCGCCCCUUGCACCUGGCCAAGAAGCAAGAGACCGCAGCUGUGUGCGGGGAGACCGAUGAGGAGGCUGGGGAGAGCGGCGGCGAGGGCAUCUUCCGGGAGCGGGACGAGUUUGUCAUCCGAGCCGAGGACAUCCCGUCCCUCAAGCUGGCGCUGCAGACGGGGCGUGAACCCCCACCCAUCUGGCGCGUGCAGAAGGCCCUUCUGCAGAAGUUCACUCCCGAGAUCAAGGACGGCCAGCGACAGUUUUGUGCCACCAGUAAUUAUUUGGGGUACUUUGGGGAUGCAAAAAAUCGCUACCAGCGUCUGUAUGUCAAGUUCCUGGAAAACGUCAACAAGAAGGAUUACGUGAGGGUGUGCGCUCGGAAACCCUGGCACCGGCCCCCAGUGCCCGUGAGGCGCUCUGGACAGGCCAAGGGACCCCCAUCUGCACCUCCUCCCAAGACCGCCGCACCACCACCCAAGCCUGAGCCACCUGAGAAGGCGCCAUCAGAGAAGCCCCCAGAGCAGAUGCCUGAGACAGCUGUCCCCGAGCCUCUGGCCCUUGAGAAGCCAUCGCCACCACGGCCGGUGGAGAAAGAGAAGGAAAAGGAAAAGGAGAAAGAAAAGGAAAAGGAGAAGGAGAAGGAGAAGGAGAAGGAGAAGGAGAAGGAGAGGGUGACACGAGGGGAGCGGCCAACACGGGGCGAGCGGGGCGUAGGUGGGCGGCAGACCCGGCCCGAGCGCAGCCUCACCAUGGCCCAGCCCCCCACCACUCGGCCCCCCAAGGCCCGGCUGCCCAAAGUGAAAGCUGAGCCACCCCCGAAGAAGAGAAAGAAGUGGCUGAAGGAGGCGGUGGGCAAUGCCUCAUCAGGUGGGGGGCCAGCAGGCAGCUCCUCGGACUCAGAUUCCUCACCUGGAGCUCCCAGCGAGGAUGGUGGCCCUAGAGAAAGAAGGAAUCACAAAUCUGUGCCCCAUCUUCCCCCAGAGCGGGCAGUACCGGGGCGUCUGCUAAAAACUCGGGCCAUGCGGGAGAUGUACCGGAGCUAUGUGGAGAUGCUAGUGAGCACGGCCCUUGACCCAGACAUGAUCCAGGCCCUGGAGGACACGCACGAUGAGCUGUACCUCCCACCCAUGCGGAAAAUUGACGGUCUCCUCAAUGAGCACAAGAAGAAAGUCCUGAAGCGGCUGUCGCUAAGCCCAGCCCUACAGGAUGCCCUGCACACGUUCCCACAGCUGCAGGUGGAGCAGAGUGGGGAGGGCUCCCCUGAGGAGGGCGCCGUGCGGCUGCGGCCAGCCGGGGAGCCCUACAACCGCAAGACCCUGAGCAAGCUCAAGAGGAGCGUGGUGCGAGCCCAGGAGUUCAAGGUAGAGCUGGAGAAGUCCGGAUACUACACCCUCUACCAUUCUCUCCACCACUACAAAUACCACACCUUCCUGCGCUGCCGGGACCAGACCCUGGCCAUCGAGGGAGGCGCUGAGGACCUGGGCCAGGAGGAGGUGGUCCAGCAGUGCAUGCGGAACCAGCCGUGGUUGGAGCAGCUCUUCGACUCGUUCAGCGACCUGCUGGCCCAGGCCCAGGCCCACAGCCGCUGUGGGUGACCCCAGCCCCAGGGCCACCUCCUCCGCACUCAUGAUCGAUGGAGAUUAGAGAAUUGGGACAGAACUGUCUCCUCAGGAGCUCGGCCCUGGGCUCCCUCGCUUUGGGGAAGGGGGUGUCACUGGUCAGGGUGUGUCUGUGCUGCCCCCCAGGGCAGGGUUCAGAGCGUGACUCCUCCUUCUCCCCAGCCCUCUCUCCCUGCCCCCUUCCUCCGCUGUUCGGUGUACAGAGAAAUUAUUUAUAUAUAUGUAUAAAUGUCUAUUUAGUAACGGUUUCCCUUGCCCCUCUGCCCAUCCCCCCUCCAUGGCCAUAGCCCCCCCACCUUGUACAUAAUGUAUAGGAAAAGUCUAUGUAUGGUUGCAGGGGGGUGGAGUGGCUUCAGAGAGCUGGGGGACCCCUCUCCCUCCCCAAACCCCUAGGCCAAGAUCUUUGCUAACGGCCAUUCCUUUCCCUAGGGCAUUUGGCGUCGGGUGGGAGGGGAAAACGCAUCUUGUUAAUUAUUUUUAAUCUUAUUUAUUGUACAUACCUGGGGCUGGGGAGGUUGGGAGGUAGAGGGGGAAGGGUCCCCUCCCUCUUCCCACUCCUUUUCUACGGCAAUUUGUCUGUCUGAUCCCCUCCCUCAGCCCCCUCCCCUUGUCGUCUGGAUGUGGUUCUAUUUUUUAAUCGGCCCAUUCCCUGGCUUCCCCCUCUGUCCUGUGCCCCCACCCUCCCUGUAUCCCUCGUCUCCUACUCUUUCUUGGGCAUCUACAACUCACCUUGUAUACACUGUGUACACAACCAGCCAAACGAAACCCAGCGGCAACACUUUACUUGCGGGCUGGAGUCCUCUGUCCUUCGGCGUGGGGUGGCCAGAGAUGGGGACAGAGGGUCUGGGCUUGGGCUUUUCUAGAGCCCUAGAGGGAGGUGGUCUGUAGUCAGGUGUGGGCUAGGUGUGUUGACAGCCUAAGUGCCACAUCUCAGAACUUAAUAACUGCAGAGCAACAAUCACUGAUUGUCUUAGUUUCCUUUUUUUUUUUUGUUUGCAGAACUGGGGAUUGAACUCAGGCCCUUGUGCUUGCCA
Octodon degus (degu) is the source of this 7322-nucleotide messenger RNA. RefSeq names its product proline rich 12 (gene Prr12). The coding region runs from base 43 to 6264 and encodes 2073 amino acids. The transcript is spliced from 14 exons. NCBI's taxonomy places the organism in Eukaryota, Metazoa, Chordata, Mammalia, Rodentia, Octodontidae. The record is from RefSeq and is a predicted model, not a curated record.